This is a messenger RNA of Daphnia pulicaria, 5369 nucleotides long. RefSeq lists its product as uncharacterized. The record is from RefSeq and is a predicted model, not a curated record. Lineage: Eukaryota; Metazoa; Arthropoda; Branchiopoda; Diplostraca; Daphniidae. Bases 3757 to 5034 code for a protein of 425 amino acids. Gene Ontology annotation, cellular component: neuronal cell body; membrane; dendrite. Gene Ontology annotation, biological process: sensory perception of taste. The transcript is spliced from 10 exons.
AUUCUAUUAACGCGGACGCAGUUCGUUGAGAACCUUCCGGGUUCAUUGCCCAAAAAAUGUACCACAGUUUCCAUCCAAGUCGUCUCACCUUCAAAUUGCAUUAGAGGGUAUACUAUAAAGCUAUUUUUAAAUGGUUUCCGUCUUUCUUUAAAUAGCCGACGCUAUACGCCAAUAAAAUGCUUGAUCAAACCACCGAUCGAUCUACGAGUAAUUUUAUGAACAUCAGAACAUUCGUUGGCGUCAAAUCAAUAACACUGUUCAUUAUUAAAAAGACAAAAUUUUAUCUUUUCCAAUUCAACUGAUGCAUGUGUCAAUUUAUCUUCCAUUAAUCUUAAUAUACUCUUUAUUAAUCGAUAUUACUUUGAAUGACAAUUAACAGAUUGACAAUACCCAUAUAACACAGCAAAGGCAGCCAAACACUAUAGUCUUACCGCAAUGGCCAUCCGAGUAAGUUUGUCCUUAGAUGAGUCACAAGUUCAGCAAACUAAAUGCUGGGCUUGGAGUAUUUUUCCGUUGAUCAUUUGGACCAGAAUUCUAGGUGUAAACUUAUCAGAUAUAUCGAAUUCAUCCGCCAAACAUCAUCACUGGCUGAUUAUUGCUUAUGGCGGUUUCUGCCUCUUGUGUCAUUUGGCUGGCCAGAUUGAUAUUUUGUAUUACUUGCAAGGUAAACUGAAGAUGGGUUCUCUCGAGCGAAGCGGCGGAUUAAAUUAUGAAACAUCAACCGCUACCUGGAAUUCCAUUAUUGAUUUUAUCAAUUACGCCGUUCAUGGAAUUGGAACUCAUGUGCUAAUGUUGACUGUCAUCCGGAAGCGGUGGAUCAAUUUAAUGGAAACCUUUCGUAGCUCAGAGGAUAUGUUCUCUGAUGAAAGAUACAUUCGAAUUCGAAAAGUAGCUACCUACGGCGUUGCUUAUGUUAUUUUGUUGAUUUUAGGACUUAUCUCUGUUUCUUUGGGACACCACCUGGCUGCGGGGACUACAAGUGGACAUCGCAUUUUCAUAAGCUUCAUGUCCACCGUUUCAAUCAUUUAUCCUUUGACAGCUUUGGUUGUAUUCUCUAUCCACUGCUAUGUGUCGUCUCUCCUAUUCGAGUCAGUCCAGUCUGAAAUCCACCGUAAUGAAAUUCAGCUAAUGAACGGCCGAGAUCAGGAUGUCCGUCUUUUAAUUCUUGCCUUCAAACAGCGACACAUUCUGGCUUGUAAAACAGUUGACAGCAUCAACCAUUGUUUCGGAUGGAUUCUCCUGCUAUCAAUAACUUUUUUCUAUUUGGCCGUUAUUAACUCGAGCUUUUAUUUGUUUGGACUGGACAACAUUAUUUCCAUGCCAGACGUAGCUUUUACUACUUUUACUGUCAUUCAUCUAAUUUGUGUGUGCUUCACGGCGGAUCGCGUCCAGAUAAAGGCCGAAGACGCCAUCAAAGAACUCUUCCGUCUUCAGUCCUAUGAAACGUUGAACGGAUCUCAAAUGCAGCUGAUGAAUUUUCUUAUUUCGGAGAUGGCACUAACAGUUCCAAAAAUCAGCGCUAACGGUUGCUUUAAUGUCAGUAAGAAGCUUUUGCCCCAGGUGAUUGGGACAUCGCUGACUUAUUUCUUUAUUCUCUUCCAAUUUGAAGCGUCAGAAAAGAAUGUGACCCUGACUGAAAAUUAAGCCAAACACGCCUGAUAGUUUAAAUUGAACCAGAAAACUUUGUGUAUAGUCCUGGAGAAAUAGCAUAAGCCGGUUAAGUGAUUUCUAAAAGAACCCGGUGACAUUUGAACAAGAACUUCUAUUAUUAUAUUUGUCAACUUGACACAAGCAAACACUCACACGGCAUAAUACUGGGGAUACGCGGAGUAAUUUGAUGGAAACAUAAUAAACUGAUCCAUUAAAUUACUCAACACUUGUUGAAAAAGAAUUCAAUUUUUUUAAAGUGAAAAUAACAAAAGACCGCAAAAGACAUGGCAAAGUGACCCUUUAUGUAACAUCGUAUGAUGAUGAGCUUUUGUUAGUAAAACCGUUAUGUCUACCCGCACAAGUUCAUUUUCAGAAGAGAGGCCCGAACAUCAAAUUAUUGGCUGGGCAUGGAGUAUUCGUCCUUUAAUCAUUUGGGCACGUAUUCUAGGUGUGUAUCUCUCAGAUGUUUAUCCAUCAUCAGAUCCACAUCAACGACUGACAGUUGCCUAUGGAAUCUUUUGUUUUCUGCUGCACAUAUCCAGUGAAAUCAACAGCAUAUACUACUUGUAUAGUACACAGACUGUACACGUCUCGCUCGAACAAUCGUACGGGCUGCUAUUUGUCACGACGACUGCUGCCUGGAACUGGACUAUUGAUUUCAUCAAUUACGUCGCCCACGGAAUCGGAGUUCACGUCAUAUUGGUGACUGUUGUACAGGCACAAUGGAAGGAUCUAUUGAAUAUUUUACAGCGUUUGCUAGAGGAAUUUCCCGAUGCAAAUUAUAUUCGAAUACGCAGACUGUCUUUGUUUGGCGUAGCUUACGUCAUUUUAAUGAUUUCCGGACUUGUCGCUGCCUCAGUAACGGACUACCACUUGGCUGCAGGGUCUUCAUCUAUUCACAGCAUCUUUAUCACUAUUACUUCAACCUUAUCAAUCAUUUACCCCUUGACAACUAUCGUUCUAUUUGCUGUCCACUGCUACGCAUCGUCUGUUGCAUACGCAUUAAUUCGCACAAAAAUCAAGCGCUGUGCAAUUCAGCUAAGGAACGGUCGAGGUCGCGACGUCAGGAUUUUAUUGCUUACUUUGAAAAAUCGAUUCAUAUUGGCCUCUGACACUGUCGAUGGAAUCAACCGCACUUUUGGCUGGAUGCUGCUCCUGUCUACGAUCUUUUUCUUCGUGGCUAUCAUUAAUGCAAGCUACGUCGUUUUCUCUUUGGAUAAGCAGAUAACUGCAGGGGAUUUGGUGUUUUUAUUAUUUGCCCUAGUUCACUUGACUCUCAUCUGUUUCGUCGCAGAUCACAUUACCAAUAACGUACUACAUGCAAAGACAUUAUCAAAUUUAAAUAAGACAUCUUAGAAUUAAAUCAAAUUGUUGCGCUAUUUUUCAGGCAGAAGAAAUGAUCGGAGAUCUGUUGAGGUACAAAUGUGAUAAAAUCUCGAACAAGGAAUAUCAAAUAGAGAUGGAAUACCUUAUAUCGGACAUGUUGCAUGAAAUACCGCAAAUCAGCGCCAACGGUUGCUUCAACGUCAAUAAGAGACUAAUCCCGCAGGCAAUGAAUAUUUUACCGUUCAAUAACACUUCUAAAAAAAAGUGUGUUUUCAUUUAACAGGUGAUUGGAACAACAGCAACUUAUUUUUUUAUUCUUUGCCAGUUCGAAGAAUCCGAAAAGAAAGUGUGUCCUGUUUCUUGACUCAAUGCACUUGAUCAUUUUGACAGGAGGUCGUGAUUAUUCUUACGCAAGUUUCAACAAUAGUUGUCAUGCAGUAGUUAGUCUGUCCUAUUCUGUACGAAAAGAAUGUUACAUAAGGCCAUAAGGCAAAUGAAACUUUCGAUAAAACUGUCAAAUAAAAUGAACGCGCCCUUAUUACGCAUGUGAACUUCGCUUAUUGAAAUAACUAUAACAGCUAUACGAUAAUUAAAAAAGUUAUGGACAUGACCUAAUUACUUUUUCAUUCCUACUGAUGAACUGAUGACAGCUAUGGAAGUCAAUUACUCGAUUGCUUUUUUCAGUACGAGUCAACACAAAAAGCUAGCUGACUUAAAGUGCAAUUUGAUUGGUGUAAGCUUUUAAAAGUGUUAUUUAGUGGUAAUAUUAGUCGAACUGUGAUGGCCAUCCGAGUAAGUUGGUUUUCAGAAGAGAUACCAAUAAUCCAACAACCUGCAACUACGUGUUGGGCAUGGAGUAUUCGCCCUUUGAUUAUCUGGCUCCGCAUCAUUGGCGUGGAUCUUCCGGACACUUCAACUCCAUCCACCCAACGCAACCGAUGGCACAUUUCCGUUUACAGGGCCUUUUGCUUUUUGCUCCAUGCCUCUUGCCAGAUUAAUAUUCUACGCUAUCUAUUUAAUACGGGGUUACAAGUUUUUCUAUACCAAACCGACGACCUAGGCUUUGGCACAACAACCGCAAACUGGAACUGGAUUAUUGAUUUUACAAAUUACACUAUUCAUGGAGUUGGAAUUCACCUGGUGCUGCUCACUGUCAUCCGUUUCCAAUGGAUCGAUACGAUGGAAAUUUUUCAACGUUUGAACGCCAUUUUCACGGAAGAAAAUUACAUUGGAAUACGCAAAAUUUCCUAUUGCGGCGUCAUUUACGUUAUCGUGCUGGUAAGAACGAUAUGGGAAGUCAAUCAUUUCAUUUCAGCAAUACGAUUUUGUUCCAUACAGAUUUCUUUACUGCUUGCUGCUUCAACGGAUUACGCCUUGCCGUCCGGAACUUCAGUUUCUCACGGCGUCUUUAUCAAAAUGACGGCAGUCCUAUCAAUAACUUAUCCGUUGACAGCCAUAGUAAUAUUUGCUAUCCACUGCUACGCGUCGUCUCUGGCCUUCGAGGGGAUUCGGAAGGAAAUAAAGCGCUAUGAAAUUGAGCUAAUCAACGGUCGAAAUCAUGAUGUCAGCCUCUUGUUGAGUGUUUUCAAACAAAAACACAUCAUUGCUUGCGAUACGGUUGAUUCCAUCAAUCACACUUUUGGCUGGAUGCUGCUUUUCUCUAUGACUUUUUUCUUUGUGGUUGUUAUCAACGCAAGCUGCGCAGUGUUUGGCCUACCGGAUCACACGACCGUAGCGGAUAUUUCGUUUCUAGCAUUUGCUCUCGUUCAUCUGCCUCUCAUUUGUUUUGCUGCAGAUCACAUUUCCAGCAAGGCUGAAAACAUGAUCAAAGAACUGAUGAGGCUGAAAUGUGCUGAUGAGCCGUUAAAGGGAUACGAAUUGGAGGUGGAAUUUCUUAUAGCGGAUAUGGUGGAAACGAUUCCACAAAUCAGCGCCAAGGAUUACUUCAAAGUGAACAAAAGGCUUUUCCCUCAAGUGAUUGGAACGACUCUAACUUACUUUUUCAUUCUACACCAGUUUAAGGCUUCCGAAAAGAAACUUAAUCCUGAAGAUGAUUAAUCAUAUUAAAAGUAACAUAUUAAUCAUCUUACCUAAGUUAUCAUCGCAAUCAACGCAAUUAUUUUCGCUAGAAAAGCUAUUCAAGACACGAAUCUAUUCAUUCAAUUUCCUUGAUUUGUAUCACAUAAUUUUAUUUCUCCCACGGUAAUUCCAUUCUAUUUGUACUGGUGUCUUGAUGAACACACUUUUUUAAAUGUAUGGCUCCCGAAGUCCCGAUAUCGAAUUAAAAUUUGAUGGAUACUAAUGACUCUACAGAAUAUUGCGGAUCGAUAAACAAUUAUAUUUUGGCGAACCAACACUUCACCAAAAUAUUGAUUCAAUUACUCAACUUAAUC